Molecule: messenger RNA, 430 nt
Organism: Austrofundulus limnaeus
Lineage: Eukaryota; Metazoa; Chordata; Actinopteri; Cyprinodontiformes; Rivulidae
Gene: ndufb3
Product: NADH:ubiquinone oxidoreductase subunit B3
Exons: 3
Coding region: 67-345 (92 amino acids)
Biological process (GO): mitochondrial respiratory chain complex I assembly; electron transport chain
Cellular component (GO): mitochondrion; respiratory chain complex I
Source: RefSeq, a predicted model, not a curated record
UCUGCCGUAAAGCGUGAUUUAUUGUCGCAGACUUCCGGCUGCAGAGGUCACAACAAACUACUCAGGAUGGGCGGUGAUCACGGACACGGCAAGAUGUCCAUGCCUGACUGGCGACAGUGGAAAGUGGAGGGAACGCCGCUGGAGAUCAACCAGCAGAGGCUGGCAGCCAGGGGCCUGAAGGACCCGUGGGCACGCAACGAGGCAUGGAGAUUCUCUGGUCGCUUCGCUCGUAAAAUAACUUUUGCAGAUGUGUUGCUGAAAGGAUUUAAAUGGGGCUUUGUUGCUUUUACUGUUGCUCUGGCUGUUGAGUACACCUUUUUUCCUCCAAAGAAAGAGGAACACUAAUAUUUAUCAUCCCACAGCUUCAAAUGUGACAUAAUCCUGUAAUAAUCUGUAUUUUCUCGUUAAUUAAAAGCCUUUUUGAUCACCA